AGUAUUACAUAUAGUGUAAAAGUAACAAUUGAUAGGUACGUGUGUUACCAUUUGCAAGCCUAAUAGUUUAGUUUACUGUUUUAUUGUGUUCAAUUAAAUAUAAAUGUAAAAACGAUUAUCAGUUAAUACCGAAUAAGUGAUUGGUAUAAUUUUAUUAAGUAAACAGGGGAUUGGAGAGAAAAUCAAUAUGAUAAAAUUCAUUAAGAUAUUAAUAAUAACAUUUUAUUUCGGUGUUACUACGUUGUAUUUUAAACCAGUAGAAGGGGAUCGAAUUUUGGCUAUAUCUACAAUAGGUGGAAGGAGCCAUUGGAAUGUUAUGGAAGGAAUACUUCGUGCAUUAACAGAGCAUGGUCAUCAAGUAACAGUUUUGACACCAUUUCCUAGUGGUGAUAGAGAAAAUUACACAGAGAUAGAUGUAUCCAAUGAAACUUUUUCAUUGUUACGGUUGGACAUUGACUUGGUGCGAAAACACUUAACUUCAUACUACGAUAUAUUGCAUUACACUUAUAAUUAUAGUCGAAAAACAUGUAAAAUAUUAUACGAAAAUAAUUUCAUUAAGAGUAUAAUGACCGAUUCCAGAUCUAAUUUUGAUGUCAUCUUCAUUGAAUUAAUGGCAUCGGAGUGCGUUUCAUAUUUAUCUGCCAAAUUAGAUUUACCAUUAAUAUACGUCACACCACCUCCUCUAAUAUCAUACGUAGAACAUUCUGUCUUAGGACAUUUUCCAAACCCAGCUGUUGUGUCACAUGUAUUAGCUGAUCACAGCAUUCCUAGAACAAUGAUUGAUCGAUUCACAAACACAGUAUUGUUGUUUUAUACAAUAUUUUUGCUUCAAUACAAAAGUUGGUCUGCAAGACUAUUCGAUACACAAGCUUUUGAUCAAAUCGAACCAAUUAAGCCCUCAAUAAUAUUUAGCAACGCAUAUUUCAUUUCCGAUGCUUCAAGACCUAUAUUACCAAUUGUAAUUCAAGUCGGUGGUAUACAUCUCAGUCCGCCAAAAAAAAUACCUGACGAUAUUUUAGAAUUUAUCGAGAAUUCUCCACAAGGAGUAAUUUUUUUUACAUUAGGUUCUGUUGUGACAGUAUCUUCGAUACCAGAAAAUAUUAGAAACGAUAUUUUAAAAGUAUUAAGUCAAGUUCCUCAGAGAGUAUUACUAAAAUAUGAAGAUGAAAUGAUUGAUAAACCAGAGAAUAUCAUGAUAAAAAAAUGGUUUCCUCAACGAGAUAUACUUAUGCAUCCUAAUGUAAAAUUAUUUAUUAGUCACGGAGGAAUAUCCGGGAUGUAUGAGGCUGUAGAUGCCGGUGUUCCGGUUCUUGGAUUUCCUGUAUUCUUCGAUCAAUCAAGAAAUUUAGAAAAUUUAGUAGAUGCGGGGAUGGCAAUUUCAAUGAAUCUCGAUUCUGUGACUAGAGAUACAUUUAUGAAGGCUGUUUUAGAACUCGUCAAGAAUGAAAAGUACACGCAAAAUGCAAAAAUUGCUUCUGAUCGUUUUAAAGACCGCCCGUUGUCAUUGUCGAAAACCAUUGAUUAUUGGACGAGAUACGUUAUUCGCCAUAAAGGAGCUCCUCAUUUAAAAUCUCAUGCACUCAAUUUGAAAUGGUAUCAAUAUUUUUUACUGGACGUUAUUGCUGUUGUCGUAUUAGUUAUAUUAUUAUUUUAUUACAUUUUAUUUAAGAUAUUUACAUUUAUAAAAAAAAUAAUAUUUAAUUCAAGGACCAAAUCAAAAUCAAAAGGAAGAAAAAUAAUAUUUCCAGCCGAUUCCGCACAAAUUUUAGCAGUUGAGCUGGUAGGUGGGAGAAGCCAUUGGAAUUUCAUGAGUGCGGUAUUACGGUCUUUAAUAGAAAAAGGACACAAUUUGACCAUUUUUUCUCCAUUUACUGAUAUUGAUUAUUGUGGUGUGAACUAUUCUUUGAUAGAUACAUCUAAAGACUAUCCAACUACAAGUUCAAUAAACUUUACGAUCUUAAAAACACUUGGUUCGACUGAACAGCUUAUAUCCCAAAGCGUUAAUAUUACGAGGAAUCGUUGUAACACUAUCUAUAAUAACAAUGAAAUAAAUAAGAUCUUAACUGCCAAAAAUAGUUCAGGUUACGAGAUUUUAAUUAUUGAACCGAUGGCCACUGAAUGCGCUUCACACAUAGCAAGCAUACUUCAAAUUCCCGUAGUUUACCUUAUCCCAUCGCCAAUGUCAACAUUUAUUGAACCAAUGAUUUUUGGACAUAUACCAAACCCUGCAGUUGUAUCCAAUAUACUAAAUAACCAUGCAAUUCUCAGAACAUUUGGUCAGAGAUGUAUCAACGCUGCACUAUUGGCAUACAGCUUAAUUUCAAGAGAAUACAACGAAUGGAUAAUCAAAAAAACUCAGCCUCAGUUUUAUGAUUCGAUCGAGCCUAUUAAGCCUUCUAUCGUGUUUGUUAACUCCCAUCAUAUUACUGAACAAUCGAGACCUUUGCCACCAAAUUUUAUACCAAUUGGCGGUAUACAUCUCAGCCAACCUAAAAGCAUAUCAAAACAUAAGGAAGGAAAAAACAUAAAUAAAUGUAAUAUUAAAUUCAGUCAUUCCGAAGUAACCGUAACACUGAACACGUUGUUACAUACGAUGAAGUUACCAGUGUUUUAUAUUUUUACUGUUUUGAUUACAUUUGCAUCUGUCGACGCAUUGCAAAUUCUCGCUAUAGAAAAUGUUGCCGGCAAGAGUCAUUGGAAUUUUUUGAGCGCAGUUCUCCGAUCUUUGUCGGAUAACGGUCAUAAUGUUACCGUAUUUACUCCAUUUCCCGAUGGCAAUCAGGUAAACUAUACAGAAGUUUAUAUUGAAUUACCAGCGAAAGUCUCAAUGGAUGCCGUGGAUACAUUUAAUACGUUUGGAAAAUCUGAGGUAUUGAUACCUCUAGUCAUGACCAUGACUCGCCAUUUUUGCAACAUAAUUUAUGAACAAAAGGAUAUGCUGGAAAUAUUAAACAGUGGUAAAUCAAAUUUUGAUAUUAUCAUUACUGAAGUAUUAUCGUCGGAAUGUACAUCGUAUGUAGCUUUCAAGCUGGAUUUGCCACUGAUAUACGUAAUCCCUUCGCCAAUGGUCUCCAACAUCGAGCAUUCUGUGUUAGGUGACGUGUCCAAUCCAGCUACAGUAUCACAUCUGAUGGCUCAUCACGCGGUGCCUAGAACAUUUGCUCAACGAUUUUCAAACGUCGUUCUUUUGGGUUUUAGUUUGUUCGCAUUAAUAUAUAAAGAAAUGGAACUGAAAAAAAUUGACCCUCAGCCAUAUGAUCUAGUGAAACCUAAAAAACCGUCGUUGGUGUUCAUGAACACACAUCACAUUACCGAUGCACCAAGACCUAUGCCUGCAAGUGUCAUACAAGUUGGAGGAAUACAUUUGAAAACACCAAAAAGCAUACCAAAUGAUAUACUGGAGUUUAUUGAAAACUCACCACAUGGAGUGAUUUAUUUUACAUUUGGAUCAGUCGUUUCAAUGUCAACAUUACCAGAUCAUAUUCAAAAUGCAUUUAAAGAAGCUUUAGCACAAGUACCUCAGAGGGUUUUAUGGAAAUACGAAGGAGAAAUGAAAGAUAAACCGAUUAAUGUAAUGACGAGUAAAUGGUUUCCACAGCGUGAUAUACUUAUGCAUCCUAAUGUAAAAUUAUUUAUUAGUCACGGUGGUAUAUCUGGUGUAUAUGAAGCUGUAGAUGCAGGUGUUCCUGUUCUCGGAUUUCCCUUAUUCUACGAUCAACCUAGAAAUAUAGAAAACUUAGUUGAUGCAGGAAUGGGGAUUUCAAUGGAUCUGUUAACAAUUCAAAAGAACGAUUUGUUAAAAAAUAUUUUAGAACUCACUAAUAAUGAAAAAUACACGAAGAAUGCUAAAAUCACUUCUAAAAGAUUUAAAGACCGACCGAUGUCACCAGCAGAAUCAGUUGUUUACUGGACAGAGUAUGUAGUUCGUCAUAAUGGUGCACCACAUUUAAGAUCUCAUGCGUUUAAUUUGACGUGGUAUCAAUACUUUUUAUUGGAUGUUGUUGUUGUUAUUCUAAUUUUUAUCGCUUUAGUAAUUUUAAUUACAUACAAAGUUUUUAAAAUUGUAUAUUAUAAAUGUUUAAAAUACUCUCAAACUAUUAAACCAAAGUUAGAAUAAUGUUAGUACUAUUAUCGUAUUCAUUUUUUAAUUACUUAUAUAAUAAAAUAAAUUUAUCACA
Molecule: messenger RNA, 4178 nt
Organism: Aphis gossypii (cotton aphid)
Lineage: Eukaryota; Metazoa; Arthropoda; Insecta; Hemiptera; Aphididae
Exons: 11
Coding region: 188-4117 (1309 amino acids)
Molecular function (GO): UDP-glycosyltransferase activity
Source: RefSeq, a predicted model, not a curated record